This is a messenger RNA of Meloidogyne enterolobii, 748 nucleotides long. NCBI's taxonomy places the organism in Eukaryota, Metazoa, Nematoda, Chromadorea, Rhabditida, Meloidogynidae. The record is from the annotation of a GenBank genome assembly.
UUUCAGACCGCGUACUUCAUGUUCCGGGAUUGGCCAGUUUUCCUCUCUGGUUUCCUUUUUGGGAUAAGAUUCAAGUCCACAUAAGAUUCGAGACCGGGUCUUCAGGGUCCGUAAUUGGCCUGGUUGUCUUCUCUGGUUUCUCUUUUAGAUAAGAUUCAAGACAUUGUACUUUAUUUGAUUACUUUCCCUAUUCGCUCUGUUUUUGUCAUUAUAGACGAGAAAAGCAACAUUGCUGACGAGGAAAACAAGCAGAGCCUAAAAUCGCACUCUAUCGUCUCAAAGACUCAUUCAUUCCUAACAUCGUUGUGUUCGCUACUUGAUUUUCUUCCAUUCUUCUUCCAUUCUUUUGGUACUGUGAAGGAGGAGUUUCUUCUUCCGCAUCUUGAUAUUUGUCUACCUCUUCAUCCAAUGGUUCAAUGUAAAACUGAAAAAUCUGCUCGUUUUUCUUCUCUUCACGCUUUAUGUCAUGCUUUUGCUGUUAGCUACAAGAUGAAUAUACAAAUUGGACUUGUUAUGGAGACAACUGAAUUGAUUAAUAAAUGCACACUAUUUUUGGAGUUUGAAGCUUUGGCAAGUCUUAAAAGUGAGGAAAAGUCGGAAAUAAAUUUUUUUGAAAUUGGAAGAAUUGGAGGGGAUGAACAGGUUUUUUUAUUUUUUUGGCCUACUUUACCCGGUUGGCGGUUCCAAACUCGCUUUAUAUUUCUUUCUUCUCAUCAAGCUGAGUUGCCUGGUACCUCUCUCUAAUAGC